Tuber melanosporum (Perigord truffle) is the source of this 1146-nucleotide messenger RNA. RefSeq lists its product as uncharacterized. NCBI's taxonomy places the organism in Eukaryota, Fungi, Ascomycota, Pezizomycetes, Pezizales, Tuberaceae. Gene Ontology annotation, biological process: peptidoglycan biosynthetic process. Gene Ontology annotation, molecular function: D-alanine-D-alanine ligase activity; metal ion binding; ATP binding. The transcript has 2 exons. Bases 1 to 1146 code for a protein of 381 amino acids. The record is from RefSeq and is a predicted model, not a curated record.
AUGGCUCAUUCAAACCACCAAAGCCCGGGGGUUUCUCCUCCUCCCCUCCCGCACAGCACACACCCUGCGUUUACAAUCCACCGACUGACGCAUACAAAAUCAGGUUACAGAGACGCAUGCGCGGACAUCGCCUACGCAGUACAUUCACUAAACGACCCAAACACAAACAUAAUAACUCCGCAACCUCAUCCAAACCCGGCUACCGAGAUCGACUGGUCGUUCCCGGAUACCCGACGUGGUAUCCUAGCUGCUAUAGCCGCGGGAGCAAACACCAUCUGGGCAAACACCUGUCUGUUUGCUGAUCAUCCGCUCACCACCGUCUCCCUCCCGCCCAGCACAAAGCUAAUCGCGAACCCACCAAGAGUGGUACAUGCUGUUGACGAUAAGGCUUUCACGAACAAGCUGCUCCAACGCCACGGAUUUUCCAUACCAAAGAGCUGGCUAUUGGAAGGCGACUCGGGGCGGUCUAUCGAGCUGUUGAGCCAGCUGAUAUACGAUCUCCCAUAUCCCGUCAUCGUCAAACCCGUCCGUGGCAGGGGCAGUGAGGGGGUGCAAUUGAUAGAUGGGUUUGUCAGCAUGUUGGAUACCCUUGAUGACCUUUUCAAGACCUACGAUGUCCUCCUCAUAGAGGAGUUUUUGGAAGGAGAGGAGGGGACCGUGACCGUCGUGCCCGAUGGCCAGGGGAGGUUUGUCGCCUUGCCGAUCGUGCAGCGAUUCGGUCAGGUUGCCGGAGUGAUGCCGUGGAACGGGCACGUACCUGUUACCACUAAUUCUACUGUCUUGCCCGUGGGGGAGGAAGAUUUGUGGCAUCGAGCUGCUAAGAUAGAGUGCCAAAAGGCUGCAGAGUUACUCAAGCUUACUAGCAUUACUAGGAUUGACAUUCGCAGGAAGGACGAGAAUGGCGGAAAAUUCUUUCUGUUUGACGUCAAUCCUAAACCUAAUCUCACCGGCACCGGUCGCCCAGGUCGUGAUAGCCAGGAUAGUCUCUGCGCUAUGGCUGCUAGAGAAUUUGGAUGGGAGUAUCCGGCAUUAGUGAGAAAGUGUAUUGAUGCUGCCUACCCUUUGAAAGAGGCUCGCGCAAUUGAGCCGCCGGAGGCGGUGACUGGGAGUUUGGAUAACUUUACAGUUUGGGAAAGAUGGGGUUGA